Molecule: messenger RNA, 1698 nt
Organism: Ectocarpus siliculosus
Lineage: Eukaryota; Phaeophyceae; Ectocarpales; Ectocarpaceae
Source: the annotation of a GenBank genome assembly
AUGGCUGAUGAUGGCCCGCCUCCGCUUCAAGGGGAGUCCGAUGCCGAGGAAGAGCUAGAAGAAGAGGAAGACACCGAGAGCGAGGACUCGGAGGAGGGGGGAGACGCAGAAAGCGGUGACGAGGAUGGGGGGGGAGAGGACGAGGAGGAGCCCCCCCCGCCCAUGUGGGACAAUUCCGGAUCCGAAGCGGAAGAGGAAAUACCGCGGCCGCCGAAACAGUCGAAGAAGGCGCCGACCAAGAAAGCCGACAAGGCUAGCAGCGGCGGGGGGGGGAAGAGCGGCAAGCCCGCGGCGGCGGCGGCGGCGGCGGCUGCGUCGAGCAAGGCGGGGAAGGCCGGCAAGAAGGGGGCCGCCACCUCCGGGGUCUCCCCGCUCUGGACGGCGUUCGCCAAGUCGAGGGAAGGGGCGGAGCGGCUCGGGUUCACCGCCCUCAAGAAGUGGCAGUCGUUCGCGAAGGACAUGCUCAAGGGCUUUCCGGACUGGUACAGCGAUCAGGUGUUGGGCUCCAGAUCUGUUCCCCAGGCUCUCAUGAUCGAGGAACUCCCGAAUGGUUUCCCAGAGUUUUGCCACUGGGUGGCCGCUGAAAAUCACACAUCUUGCGGGGUCAAGGUGAAGGCCGGCUUCGAACCUUUCGCGAAGACCUACGUCAAGCAGGUGGAAGACGAGGGGAAACCCGUCGGCCGCUCUUCGCCGCCACCGACGCCGACUGCCGCCGCCGCGGGCGUCAGCAUGAGCGGUUCUGGCCGUGGCGGGAUGGCGGCGGGGGCGGCGACGGCGGGCGGGGUCACGUUCCGCAGCGGGACUGCGCCUGCCUCUGAGCCACCUCUCGGCGCCGGGUUGGACCCGAAGGCGCGCAAGAGGGACCGCCGCGCCCGAAAGGGCGGCACCGUCGGCAAUGGGCCCAACAUCGCGCAGAAGCUGCAGACCGUCAUCACCGAGCUCGAAGGCGUGACAGGUUCCGACGAUUACGAUGGGCGGAAGGGCGGCGCGGCGGCGAAGGCGAUGGCGGCCGGAAAUCGAGCGGAGGACGAGGUCCGCGACCUCAUGCGCGGAGAGGACAUCAUCGACGAGUCAGCGGCUGCGACAGGGGUGGAAGUGCUCGGUCCAGCCUUCGCGGACUCGAGCCUGCCCAACGGCACGCUAACGAUGCUGUCGCACCUGAAGAGGGCCAGGGCUUACCGACGCCGCGCUGAUAGACAGCAGGAGUGUCUCGAGAACGAGCUGGAGAGGUGCCUCGGCCGAUUGGCGCGGGUGGAAAAGCAGUACCUGGCCCUCGUGGCGGAGACCAGCGGACAGGAGAGCAGUCUCGCCUCCUGUUUAGCUCGCGCUAGGCCCUUGGUCAAGCAGUCGUUCGAGCUCGUCGGCGCCGGUGACGCGCGUCUAGCGAUGGACGGCUACGACGAUGCCGUCAAGCUGCUGGAGGUGCAUGUAGACAAGGCGCAGCGAGGGCGGCGGGAAGCCGAGACCCCCGAGGGCAAGGAGGCGAGAGAACUUCUCGGCCUCGCCCUCUGCAACCGGUCAGUGGCCAGCUUUAGGCUCGGCGACUGCUACAGCGGCAUGCGAGACGCGGAGCGGGCGGCUUCGGAGUGCCCCUGCCCCAUGGCCCAGGAACAGCUGAAGCGGAGCAAGGACUACCUUCAGGCGCUCGGAGGCGCCGCUGCCCCCCCCAAGUGGGCAGCAUUCGCGGGGCCCCCAUGA